AUGAAAUUUUUCAGAAGCAGAACCUUUGAGGAUGCCUUUCGGGUCAUUGAGGCUGAGCUCAACUUCUUUUAUGAUGUUCUUUAUACUAAGGCUGCCGUAAUUCACUAUCUAACAGGGUACAUUUUCCGAGCUAUCUCAAUAUGUUCCGUCAUUAUUGCGUUUGCACUUUUCCAUGUCCUGGACAAGCAUGGCUUUCACGAAUAUGAUAUACGGAUUACAUAUGCCUUGCUCCAUGGAGCUAUUGGCCUAGAAUUUGUAGCUCUUAGUAUGCUCAUUUGCUCUGACUGGACAAUUGCAUUUUUAGGGAGAUAUGAGGAAUAUCGUAUAGGAAAAACCGUCAUUGAGUUCCUCGUAAAACUCAAAUCUAAAAGUUCAUCGAUGCCUAUAUUCUAUUCUAGAUGGUCUAAAUCUAUCUUCCAGUACAAUUUGAUUGAUUCUCAAUUGAGAAGGUUGCCAAAGUGGAUUGAGAAACCCCUUCAUCACAUCUCUCUCAAGGAAUUUUUUAAUGAUUUGAAGUCUGGACGACAAGAACCGUACACCGACGAAUUAGGCAAACUGAUUUUUGAUGUGUUGAUACAGAUGUCAUAUGCUGUAGGAGAUUCAGAUAGCAUAAAAAAGAUGUGUGCUACUCGAGGUAAAUGGGCUUUGGAGAAGAAGGAAGAUUGGAAAGACUUGCUUUCAUUCGUCAGUGAAGUUGAUUAUGGCGAGAGCCUUUUACUGUGGCACAUUGCCACUGAACUUUGUUACAAUAAGGAUGAAAAUACAAACUUCUAUAGCAAAACUAGGAAGAAAACCAGUAAGAUUUUGUCAGAUUACAUGCUUUAUCUUAUGAUCAAACAACCUAAUAUGAUGUCUACAGUGGCUGGGAUUGGCCAAAUAAGGUUUCGAGACACUUGUGCGGAGAUGCACAAGUUCAUUAGUGAAAAAUUCUUUGCUGGGAGCAAAACGAUGGAAAGUGUGUGCCAAAGUCUUCUUGUUGUUCCUACAGAUGUGAAGCCUGCUGAUGUGAAAGGGGACAGGAGCAAAUCCGUGCUUUUUGAUGCAUGUAUACUCGCAAAAGAGCUGGACAAAUUUGAGGAGACCAAGUGGGAGAUCGUGAGUGAAGUGUGGGUGGAAUUGCUCGUGUAUGCUGCCAUCCAUUGCCGACCUUACAAUCAUGCCCAACAACUCAGUAAAGGAGGAGAACUUCUCACCUUGAUUUGGUUAUUGACGGUACAUCUCGGCUUAAGUGAACAGUUCCAAAUAGUCGAGGGUCACGCUAGAGCAAAGCUGCUUGUUGAAAAAUAG
Eucalyptus grandis is the source of this 1287-nucleotide messenger RNA. RefSeq lists its product as uncharacterized. The transcript has a single exon. Bases 1 to 1287 code for a protein of 428 amino acids. NCBI's taxonomy places the organism in Eukaryota, Viridiplantae, Streptophyta, Magnoliopsida, Myrtales, Myrtaceae. The record is from RefSeq and is a predicted model, not a curated record.